AGCAGCCUUCGCCAUGGUCGUUAUAUAUGCUCCGCCCGCCGCUCUGCGCACAAGUUGAGCUUCACUACGAGCGAGAGCUUAGGGUUCGGCCUUAUGUCUUCGCGCGGUGGUGGCGGGGGCGGCCGGCGGGGCGGCCGAGGCGAGCACGGAGGAGGCCGUGGAGGUGGGGGUGGCGGCCCAGGGCGAGGCCGAGGCCGAAUCGCCGGGGAGCUCGGCGGCGGCCGAGAUGGCGUUCCGGCGCGAGGCGGGCGUGGGGGCGGCGCCGGUGAGAGAGGGGGCCACCCCUUCCACGGGGCCCAGGUGGUCGGCGGGCGAGGUGGGCAGCACUAUGGCGCCGCCGCCGCCGCUGCUCAGGGGCGCUGGCAGGUGGCCGCGCCGUCGGCGUCGACGUCGCUGCCAGCCGCCGAGGUAGAGGCGCUGAGUGGCGAGGUCGAGAGGAGGGUGGUGGUCGCGGAGGGCGCCGUGGGGGCGCCGGCGUCGGCACCGACGCAGGAGCCUGCGGCUGCCGCGGCGCAGGUUGAGACGGAAGGGAUGUCGUCGAUGCAGCAGGCUGCUGGCCAGGCGGCUCAGGUGGUGGAGGCUGCGCCUGCUGGGAGGCUGCCUCCGGCGUCGAGCAAGGCGCUAGUGUUCCCCGCGCGGCCGGGGUACGGGACGGUCGGCCGGAGGUGCCGCGUGCGCGCCAACCAUUUCCUCGUGCGCGUCGCCGACACGGAGAUCUACCAUUACGAUGUGGUGAUUACUCCAGAAUCAAAGUCGCGGGAAAGAAACCGAUGGAUUGUUAAUGAACUCGUUGAAUUGCACAAGCAGUACUUGGAUGGGCGACUGCCUGUUUAUGAUGGUAAAAAGGGCCUUUUCACUGCUGGUCCACUCCCAUUCAAAACCAAAGAAUUUGUUCUGAAACUAACAAAUCCCGAGAGAGCAAACCAGGGUGAGAAAGAGUACAAGGUAACCAUAAAAGAUGCGGCAAAAAUAGAUAUGUACAGCCUUAAUGAGUUCUUGGCUGGUAGGCAGAGGGAACUGCCACAGGAUACUAUCCAAGCCCUUGAUAUUGCUCUGAGGCAUUGUCCGAGUGCAAGGUAUGUUUCCAUCUCAAGCUCAUUUUUCUCACAAGCCUUUGGACAUGGAGGUGAGAUUGGGAGUGGUGUGGAAUGCUGGAGGGGCUACUAUCAAAGUUUACGCGCUACACAGAUGGGGUUGUCCCUAAAUAUUGAUAUUUCUGCAACUGCAUUUUACAAGGCUCAACCAAUUAUAGACUUUGCAUUGGAGUAUCUCAACAUCUGUGAUGCUUCAAGGCAGUUGACUGACCAGGAUCGCCUAAAACUGAAGAAAGCGCUCAAAGGAGUCCGGGUUGUGGCAACACACCGCCGUGAUAAAUCUGUCCGCUACAGGAUUACAGGACUAACCGCAAUUCCCUUGAAUGAUUUAACGUUUGAUCAAGAUGGGACAAGGGUUUCAGUUGUCCAGUACUUUAAAUGCCAGUAUAAUCACUGUUUGAAAUGCAUUCACUGGCCAUGCCUUCAAGCUGGAAGUGAUAGCAGGCCAAUAUAUUUACCCAUGGAGGUUUGCAAUAUACUUGAAGGGCAACGCUAUUCUAGAAAGCUAAAUGAGCGCCAAGUCACGAGCAUCCUGAGGAUGGCAUGCGAGCGACCUACUCAAAGGCAGAAUAGCAUUUUAGAGGUAGUUAGUAGGAACAACUACGGUAAUGAUUACUGCGCCAAAGAAUUUGGCAUUAAGGUGACAAAUCAACUUGCCUUGGUUGAUGCUCGUGUGCUGCCAGCUCCAAGGCUUAAAUACCAUGAUUCUGGGCGAGAAAAGGUGUGUAAUCCAUUGAUUGGUCAAUGGAAUAUGAACAACAAGAUAUUGAUCAAUGGAGGAUUCAUUAAGUACUGGACUUGUGUGACUUUUGCUUCUCGCUUGCAUCUGAAUGAUGUCAGGAUGUUUUGCAACAACCUGGUCGGUGUGUGCAAUAAUAUGGGCAUGCAAAUGAAUGGGAGGCCAUGUGUUGACAUUGUGCAAGUACGCCCAGAUAACUUAGAAGCUGCACUAAGAAAUAUACAUGGUCAAUCUGCAGAAGUGAUUUCUCAACAAGGCGUGACUGGGCAGCAGCUUGAGUUGGUAAUCAUAGUAUUACCAGAUGCAAAUGCAAGUGUUUUCUAUGGAAGGGCAAAACGGCUUUGUGAAACUGAGCUCGGUGCAAUAACUCAGUGUUAUGUGCCUAAGAAUGUUCAGAAAGGUGGCCAACAGUAUCUCCAAAACCUGGCCCUUAAAAUUAAUGUCAAGGUUGGUGGCCGCAAUACAGUUCUUGAAGAUGCAUUGCAUAGGAGGAUGCAUUUGUUAACAGAUUUGCCUACAAUAAUCUUUGGAGCUGAUGUUACCCACCCAGCUCCAGGGGAGGAUGCAUCUCCUUCUAUUGCAGCGGUUGUUGCAUCAAUGGAUUGGCCGGAAGUUUCGAAGUACAUAUGCUUGGUGUCUUCUCAAGGUCAUAGAGAAGAGAUCAUAACUGAUCUCUUCACGCAAGUGAAGGAUCCACAAAAGGGACUUAUCCAUGGUGGAAUGAUCAGGGAACUGCUGGUGUCGUUCUAUAGGGCAAAUGGGAAACGCAAACCUGGAAGGAUAAUUUUUUAUCGAGAUGGUGUUAGUGAAGGUCAGUUUAGCCAGGUCUUGCUUUAUGAAGUGGAUGCGAUUCGCAAGGCAUGUGCUAGCUUGGAAGAGGGCUACCUGCCUCCAGUUACAUUCAUUGUGGUGCAAAAGCGGCAUCACACACGGCUUUUUCCUGAAGAUCAUCAUGCACGGGAUCAGACAGAUCGAAGUGGAAAUAUUCUGCCAGGAACUGUUGUUGACACAAAGAUAUGCCAUCCAAGCGGAUUCGACUUCUACCUAUGUAGUCAUGCUGGCAUUCAGGGAACGAGUCGCCCAACACACUACCAUGUUUUGUUUGACGAGAAUAAUUUCACGGCUGAUGCAUUGCAGACGUUGACUUACAAUCUGUGCUACACGUAUGCGCGAUGCACAAGAUCGGUUUCUAUAGUUCCCCCAGCAUAUUAUGCGCACCUAGCGGCUUUCCGUGCGCGCCACUACUUGGAUGACGGCCUCUCUGACCAGGGAUCGUCUUCAGCAGCGACCUCUCGGCCACACGAUCAUGCCGUCCCGGUGAAGCAGCUGCCCAAAGUGAAGGAGAACGUCAGGCAGUUCAUGUUCUACUGCUGAAGUUUGGAUGCCUGGUUCCCUGCAAGAACUGGCAUCAUGUCACCGCUUUUGUGGUCAUGAAACUCCAGGUCGAGUACUUCUCCUGUGGUGUAAAUGGCACUCAGUUCCAGAUUAUCUUGUGGACAACUCAUCCAUCGAAUGGUUGCAAGUCGCCCAAGUGGCUGCCUUCCUCUUCUAGUCUUCAAAUCUGUCUGCUGGAUUUCCCAAAUUCAGAAUGAUUUUGAGAGCUUCUAGUUGCAACCUUGUAGGUGCUGCAUCUGGAUUUGCUGGCUCUGGAACGCUUUGACUUCCUGGAUAGUGUAAAUAUAUGAUGAAUGAACCUGUUAAAUCAUCGGGCUCUUUGUUGCA
Molecule: messenger RNA, 3555 nt
Organism: Panicum virgatum (switchgrass)
Lineage: Eukaryota; Viridiplantae; Streptophyta; Magnoliopsida; Poales; Poaceae
Product: protein argonaute 12-like
Exons: 23
Coding region: 94-3207 (1037 amino acids)
Biological process (GO): regulatory ncRNA-mediated post-transcriptional gene silencing
Cellular component (GO): cytoplasm
Molecular function (GO): protein binding; RNA binding
Source: RefSeq, a predicted model, not a curated record